Molecule: messenger RNA, 920 nt
Organism: Carassius carassius (crucian carp)
Lineage: Eukaryota; Metazoa; Chordata; Actinopteri; Cypriniformes; Cyprinidae
Product: ferritin, lower subunit-like
Exons: 6
Coding region: 263-784 (173 amino acids)
Biological process (GO): iron ion transport; intracellular iron ion homeostasis
Cellular component (GO): cytoplasm
Molecular function (GO): ferrous iron binding; ferric iron binding
Source: RefSeq, a predicted model, not a curated record
AAGGCAAUGGGGAGAUUUACUGCCGAGGAAACAACAAACACGGGACUAUAAACGUGUUUACAAAUCAACCAAUUAAAGUUGUAUUCUGUUUUCCCCGUAACCUGUUUUUAUACAGUCUAUGAAUCUGACGCGUAUCGUUACUGAAACGUACUUACCCCAGGUUUGCGUCACAUCUGAUAAAUCUAUAACGCGUUGGACAGAAUUUAGGGUGAUACACUCCCUCAGUAUCAGCACUGAACAGUGAACACACACUUUACACGAAAUGUCUCUAGUCAAGCAGAAUCUUCACCCGAAUAAUGAGGCAAACAUCAACAAACUGGUCAACCUCAAACUGACGGCCUCAUACGUGUAUCUCUCAUUGGGAAUGUAUUUUGACAGAGAUGAUGUGGCUCUGCCAAACUUCUCAAAGUUUUUCCUGGAGCGUUCACUGAAGGAGCGGGAUCAGGCGGAGCACUUGCUGGAGUAUCAAAACACAAGAGGAGGACGAAUCGUUCUGCAGACCAUUGCAAAGCCCAGUCGUGAUGAUUGGAAAGGAGGUAUGGAGGCUCUCACUUUUUCUCUGGACCAUCAAAAGUCUCUUAACCAAUCUCUGCUGGAGGUCCAUAAAGCAGCUGGAGAAAACUCUGACCCUCAUCUGUGUGAUUUCCUAGAGAGCAACUUCUUUACUGACAGUCAUGACACCAUUAAGAUGCUGGGUGACUACGCUGGCAGCCUGAGUCGCCUCAUCUCUUCUGACCCGCAUGGAAAAAUGGGAGAGUACCUGUUUGACAAGCACACUCUCUGAUCCGCUCUGAUCUGAGUUUUGUUGUCAACAUUCCGUUAAACAAUAUGUGCAUUGUAGGGGUAGAACGGUACACUGAUGUCACGGUUCGAUACGUACCUCGGUUCGGGGGUCACAGUUCGAUACGAUUUCGGCAGUA